GUGUUGCGCUGUUUGUGUUGGCACUUAUGCUAACAAGCUAAGCUUUAGUAUGCGUAUUGAAUUGCUAGAUGAUAUACUGGUGGGUACAGGGAAACCACGUCUUUCAUCGCCCAUUACAUUCAGCUAGGAUUGUCAAAGUUGUAUUAGCCACUCUCUCAGGACCAGACUGUCAUACUCUAAACAUGGCUAUGAGGAGCGAAGCCAGAGACGAGGCAGAGGUAGAGGUGGAAGACAACUAUGGACCACAACCUCUGUGCAGACUAGAGCAAUGUGGAAUCAGUGCCAGUGACAUCAAGAAGUUGGAGGAUGCAGGUUUCCACACGAUUGAGGCAGUGGCCUAUACACCUAAGAAGGAGUUGCUGAACAUCAAGGGCAUCAGUGAGGCCAAAGCUGACAAAAUUCUGGCUGAAGCUGCCAAAUUGGUGCCAAUGGGCUUCACAACAGCCACUGAGUUCCACCAGAGGAGAGCAGAAAUCAUACAGAUUUCUACAGGCUCAAAGGAGCUCGACAAGCUACUACAAGGUGGCAUUGAGACAGGCUCCAUCACAGAGAUGUUUGGAGAGUUUCGGACAGGGAAGACUCAACUGUGCCACACACUAGCUGUCACCUGUCAGCUGCCCAUUGAUCAGGGGGGUGGAGAAGGUAAAGCCAUGUACAUUGAUACAGAGGGAACCUUCAGACCAGAGCGACUCCUUGCUGUAGCAGAGAGAUAUGGGCUGGUUGGCAGUGAUGUUCUAGACAACGUUGCCUAUGCCCGAGCCUUUAACACAGACCAUCAGACCCAGCUGCUGUACCAAGCGUCUGCCAUGAUGGCUGAGUCAAGGUAUGCCCUACUGAUAGUGGACAGUGCCACUGCUCUGUACAGAACAGACUACUCGGGUAGAGGAGAGCUGUCGGCCAGACAGGGACACCUGGGACGUUUCCUCCGAAUGCUGCUCAGGCUGGCAGACGAGUUUGGCGUUGCCGUGGUGAUAUCAAACCAGGUGGUAGCACAGGUAGAUGGGGCAGCCAUGUUCUCUGCAGAUCCCAAGAAACCAAUCGGUGGCAACAUUCUGGCUCAUGCCUCCACCACACGUCUGUACCUUAGGAAAGGUCGAGGAGAGACGAGGAUCUGUAAAAUCUACGACUCGCCCUGCCUGCCAGAGGCUGAAGCCAUGUUUGCUAUCAAUGCUGACGGAGUGGGCGAUGUCAAGGACUAAGUGGGCAGAGAGAGGAAGCUACAAGCUGCUGGAGUCGAAAGCCCUCUGCCUUUAAACUGGCAUCUCCUGUGUGGAGGAUGUCACUCUGUGCCAGAAGGAGAGCCAGCUCCCCACUGGGAACUUCAGUCACCAGCUGCGACCUACCCUGAUCAUCUUCCUCCUCCUCCUCCUCCUCCAACUCUCUACAUUCAUCCACCUCCUCUUCCUGGGAGUCUUCCUGGCGGAGCGUGAUGACUGUGGCACAGCUCCCGUCUUCAUCCUCCUCAGACUCCUGCUCAGGCUCCUUCUCAGGCUCCUGCUCCUCUCUGUCUGUGUCCCGGUCUGUGUAGUCUGACUCAGCAUAUGCUGUGGAGUAACUGGGACAUACAGUAUAUUGAGGAUCAUCUGUUAUUUAUGUAGGAUUUAUUUAGCUGGGAAAAGGUUGUAAAUAUAUUCAAGAAACCGCAAUUGCAAUUUCACACAACAGAGUAUUGAUUUGUGAAUAAUAUUGCUGUUUUAAAUGUUAAUUCACCCAAAUUGCUAAAAAAUAAAAAAUAAGUUCUAAAUGGUAAUUUGUUUUGUUUGUCCAGGUUUAUAGAUAAUGUCUCCUAGAUCUCUGCAUCCACCUCAAUAUUAUGAACGUCUAAAAUAAAAAAAUAUAUAUCUAUAACA
This is a messenger RNA of Hippoglossus stenolepis (Pacific halibut), 1850 nucleotides long. It is a transcript of the gene rad51b, whose product is annotated as RAD51 paralog B. NCBI's taxonomy places the organism in Eukaryota, Metazoa, Chordata, Actinopteri, Pleuronectiformes, Pleuronectidae. Gene Ontology annotation, cellular component: condensed nuclear chromosome. Gene Ontology annotation, biological process: mitotic recombination-dependent replication fork processing; double-strand break repair via homologous recombination; reciprocal meiotic recombination. The record is from RefSeq and is a predicted model, not a curated record. The transcript has 11 exons. Gene Ontology annotation, molecular function: ATP binding; DNA strand exchange activity; ATP-dependent DNA damage sensor activity. The coding region runs from base 69 to 1199 and encodes 376 amino acids.